Dictyostelium discoideum AX4 is the source of this 330-nucleotide messenger RNA. RefSeq lists its product as hypothetical. The transcript has 2 exons. Lineage: Eukaryota; Evosea; Eumycetozoa; Dictyosteliales; Dictyosteliaceae. The record is from RefSeq and is a predicted model, not a curated record. Bases 1 to 330 code for a protein of 109 amino acids.
AUGUCAUUCAUGGAUAAACGAUUCACACCAAAAUAUAAAACAAUUUCAGAUGGAGCUGAAAUGAUUCGAAAUAAUCAAUUCAGUCUAUUAAAAGAUAAAAUUAAAAUAAAUUGCAGAUAUUUACAAUUUCAUGACAAAAGAUAUUCACAAUUUUAUGACAAAAUAGGUUGUGAAAUUGAAAAUUUACAAGUAUAUCAACUAUUCAUAGAAGAGUUUAAUCAUAUACCAACUGUUGAGGAUUUAAAAAUAGCAACUUCAUUUGGUGCAAACAAAUUCAUUAGAUAUCUAUUAGAAAAAUCACAACUAGAACAACCAAAAUUUGAAAGAUGA